CUCUCCCUCUCUCUCUCAUGUAGCUUUCUUUAUUCUAUCAGAUCUAACAUAUAAAUACAGCGAGCUGAUAUAUAUUUCCUAUUGCCUCAAUCUCUCUUUGAUGAAGGUCACAAGAGCCCAUCAACAUCUCUCAAUCUUUCAGCCCCAUGCAUGAACCCAUUGAAUUGAGUAUCUUUGCCUCUGCAAAAGGAAACUAAGCAACCCAGAAAAACACCCACAACUAAUUCUUUAUCCACCUCUCUCUUUCCCAUCUCUACCUAUUUUUCUCUUCUGGGUUUUCUCUUCAAGUCCGUGCAUAAAAUCUCUUAUGAUGUCGCCGGAUGAUAUUCCGGCAAAUCCGGUCAGCAAAGAUGAAACCCAAGGCUCCGGCGGCCGGAAAACGGGUGCUCACAGGCCUCCGGAUCAAGUCCUCAAGUGCCCACGAUGUGACUCACCCAACACAAAAUUCUGCUACUACAACAAUUACAGUCUUACACAGCCCAGACAUUUCUGCAAGACAUGUAGAAGGUACUGGACGAAAGGAGGAGCUCUACGCAACGUUCCGAUUGGAGGCGGCUGCCGGAAAAACAAGAAGAUAAAAUCGUCUUCAAGGCUUUCUGGUGAUUCGAAGGAUGUCGGUGCAUCUUCGGAGAUGGGUGGAUUGAAGUUCUUUCAUGGUCUCUCUCCAGCCAUGGAUUUUCAGCUCGGUGGGCUUCCUUUUCCAAGGCUUCAUUCGUCAACACCUCCUGUUUACAACCAGUUUUCAUCAUUUGGGGACAUCUCAGCAACUUCUACUGCUUCUGCAGCUGUUUCUACUCCUUCUUGUUUCAGCAUCGAUCAACCCGGGAGCUCAAGUUCCUUGAUGGGGUUCAAUUAUCCACUUCCUUCUGUUCUAAAACAAGGGGAGGGUGGUGGAUUUGGAGGUGCAAUUCAGGACAUGGGUUCUAUGAAUGUUCACAGUAGUCUUGCAUCUUCCAUCGAGUCCUUGAGUUCCAUAAACCAAGACCUGCACUGGAAAUUACAGCAGCAGAGAUUGGCGAUGCUGUUUGGGGGAGAGAAUCAGAAAGACAGCAGCGUUUCGUCUGUUCCUCCGGAAAAUCAGAAUCAAAAACUGCAACCCAUUUUGUUUCAGAACCUGGAGAUCUCAAAACCAGAAGUUUGCGCCGUUGGUAAUUCAAGAAAGGACAGCGCCAGUGGCAACCCAGCAACUGAGUGGUUCUUUGACACCUACACACCAGUAACCCCCACCACUACAAACACUAGUACUGGCGGCAACGGCAACGAUAACACAAACCACUGGAAUGGAAUUCAAGCUUGGAGCGAUUUGCAUCAGUACAGUACUUUGCCCUAGUUGAGGAGCAUCAAGAGGUAGCCCAUUUAAAGAAGAUGAAAAGACUGGAAAACAUACCAAGAAUUCUGAAUUCUCUAAAGUCGAAACCCAUCUCCCAUAUAUGUAUCUUCUUGUUUUAUGUGCCGGUGCAGAUCCACAACAAAAAGUAGGGCAAGAGAGAAAAGUAACGUUGUUUUUUUUUUUUUCCUUUUUUUUUUAGUUUCCCCUUCUAUUUAUAAAUGUUGUAGCAGGGUGAUCCGAUCAAUAGUUUUCGUUCUUGAUGUCGUUGCCUUUGUUGAUGAUGGUGAAUCUCCAUUUUGUUUGCAUGUUCCUACAAAAACGCAGGACUAUUACUGUUUAUGGGUAGCAAUAAAAGACUAGUUGUAGAACGAAGUGAAAGCGGUGGGGAUUUCUUUCUCCAUCUCAAAAUGUCUUUGAUGUUUCUAUCUGUUUCUCCAUCAAGAAGCAAUGGAUUGCAAAUUAUGAUUCGGGGACUUAGAAUAAGAAUAUAGCUUCUGUUAUUAGAUUGCAGCAGCUCUUUAUGAGGAGAUGCUGUCUCUCAUCCAUCCCUUUUUUUUUCCUGUUUUUUUUUUUUUUUAAGUUCUCCCCUUCGACUCUUAUCUCUACUUCUCAAUCGCUGCUUUGGGAUCUGUGAUAGAUUUUGAACUGUUAUUGAAUAGAUUUAAUGCCAUAUCUUUGAUUUGUUUUA
This is a messenger RNA of Vitis riparia (riverbank grape), 2018 nucleotides long. RefSeq names its product dof zinc finger protein DOF5.7-like. Gene Ontology annotation, biological process: regulation of DNA-templated transcription. Lineage: Eukaryota; Viridiplantae; Streptophyta; Magnoliopsida; Vitales; Vitaceae. The record is from RefSeq and is a predicted model, not a curated record. The transcript has a single exon. Gene Ontology annotation, molecular function: DNA binding; DNA-binding transcription factor activity. Bases 308 to 1330 code for a protein of 340 amino acids.